AUGAAUUCGUACCCUGCCGAAGAACCGCCUAAACAAUGUCCCAUAAAUUCAACCAUCGCCAUCAACAUAUUCUACACCCAAAUCCACCUCAAGCCACCCGGUCGCAAACAUCCGAAGCCUUGCAUCGUGCAACUGCUUGAUCUGGGCACGAAUCCGCUCCUCCAGGCCCUCCUUGGUUCGCUGAAGACUGCACACAAGACCCUGCUGUGCGGCAAGCUGACUGCGUGCAUUGUCCAGAUCUUCGGUGGCCUUGUGCAAUUUGCCCAUUGCAUCAGCGAGCCGUUUGUUGAGAUCCUUGUUCGUGACGCCGAGUCCUGCAAUCUCAGCCUGAGCCUUGGCGAGUUCUUGGGUCUUCUGCUUGACUUCGGUCUCCUUGGCGAUGACUUCCUUCUUGAUUGUUGCGAGCUCCUUCUCGAGCUUCUCGAUGAGGGCUUCGCGCUUGCGGUCCUUCUCGGCAUCUACACACUUCCAGCGCUCAACUUCUGCCUUGAGAUCUUGACACUUGGCAUCCAACUGCAUGUAGCGAUGCUCGCUGCCGUCAAGAUCACGCUUGAGUUGCAUGUUGAUGGCUUCCUUCUUAGCCACGGUCACGCCGAGACUGUGGAUUUCUCCCAUGGAAAUGUCGAGCUGCACCUCGAGAGACUGGUUUGCAGCGGUGAGCUCCGCAAUUCUGCGUCGAAGGCCGGCAUUCUCAUCUUUCAACGGGCCCAGCUGCUUCUCAGCUUCACGCGCUCUCUCCGCCUGAGCGGCCGCUUCUUUCUCCAGGCGAGCCUUCUCAAUCUCAUGCUCGGCAGCUUUCUAUAG
Molecule: messenger RNA, 804 nt
Organism: Penicillium cataractarum
Lineage: Eukaryota; Fungi; Ascomycota; Eurotiomycetes; Eurotiales; Aspergillaceae
Exons: 4
Coding region: 1-804 (267 amino acids)
Source: RefSeq, a predicted model, not a curated record